AAAUCUUUCAGGUAGAGCUGCAGACCAUGUUCUUCAAGGUCAUGGUGUUGUCUCUUCUGCUCAGGAGAGUUGAAUCAUCACAACAAGAAGAUCUUAGUUUCACCUACAAUGGAUUUCGAGAAGCUAACAUCAGUUUGGAUGGCUUAGCCCAGAUCACACACAAUGGCCUCCUAAUGCUAACAAAUGGAACCAAACUACAGAAGAGUCACACCUUCUACCCCCAUCCACUUCACUUCAAGAAUCUUUCCACUGGUAAUGUCUUCUCCUUCUCCACUACAUUUGUAUUUGCCAUGGUCUCUGAGUAUCCCACAAUAGGAGGUCCUGGAAUAGCCUUUGUUAUCACUCCCUCAAUGAAGUUCCCAGGAGCUGAGGCAGGCCAUUAUAUGGGUCUCUUUAACGCGACCAACCUUGGGAAUUCAUCUAACCAUGUCAUUGCAGUCGAGCUUGAUAGCCUCCUAAAUUUGGAUUUCAAAGACAUAGAUGACAACCAUGUUGGUAUUGAUAUCAAUGAGUUGACAUCUAUUAAAUCUUCUCCAACAUCUUUUUUUAGUGAUCAAGACCACCAGCACCAUAACCUGACCCUCAUCAGUGGACAACCCAUGCAACUUUGGGUGGAAUAUAAUGGUCCACAGAAGCAACUUAAUGUGACAAUAGCUCCAUUUAAUGUCCCUAAACCCUUUAUCCCACUUCUGUCUUUGAACCUUGAUCUUGCUCGGAUCAUCAUAGAUCCCAUGUUUGUGGGUUUCUCGUCAGCUACUGCUAAUGUUCAAGUAAACCAGUAUGUGUUAGGAUGGAGCUUUAGGAUGAAUGGGGAAGCAGGAGAAUUAGAUCUCUCUCGACUUCCAAAACUUCCUAGAAGAGGACCCAAAAAGAAAACUAAAAUUGUAACCAUUGGCAUUCCUGUUGUGUCCUGUGCUGUUUUAGUUGUAGCCAUAAUCUUAGUACUCAUCUUAUUUAUAAUGAGAAGGAAGAAAAAGUUUGCAGAAGUGUUGGAAGAAUGGGAACUCAAUUAUGGACCUCACAGGUUCAAAUAUAAAGAUCUCUACAUUGCCACCAAGGGGUUUAAGGACAAUGAGCUUCUUGGAGUGGGUGGCUUUGGUAGGGUCUAUCGAGGUGUAUUACCUACCUCCAAACAAGAAGUCGCAGUGAAGAGAAUCUCCCAUGAUUCAAAACAAGGGGAAAGGGAAUUCAUUGCUGAGAUUGUCAGCAUUGGUAAAUUGCGGCACCGGAACAUAGUAACACUCUUGGGCUAUUGUCGACGUAAGGGAGAGCUCCUUCUAGUGUAUGAUUUCAUGCCUAAUGGAAGUCUAAACAAGCUCCUCUACGAUCAAUCUGAUAAGACAGAGUCAGUAGUACUGAGUUGGACUCAAAGAUUUCAAAUCAUCAAAAAUGUUGCAUCUGCUCUGUUAUAUCUUCAUGAAGAAUGGGAACAGGUUGUGAUUCACAGAGAUGUGAAGUCCAGUAAUGUUUUAUUAGACAAGGAAAUGAAUGGAAGAUUAGGAGAUUUUGGGCUUGCAAGAUUGUAUGAUCAUGGAACUGAUCCACAAACCACUCAUGUAGUGGGAACACUUGGUUAUCUUGCACCAGAAUUUUCAAGAAUUGGGAAAGCAAACCCAAGCACAGAUGUGUUUGCAUUUGGGGCUUUUAUGCUUGAAGUUGCUUGUGGUAGGAGGCCUAUACAGAUAAGAGCAUCAGAAGAGCGUAUGGUGUUAAUGGAUUGGGUAUUGUCAUGUUGGAGUAAAGGGCUAAUUCUUGAGACUGUGGAUCCCAAGCUGGGAACAGAGUAUAAAGUUGAGGAAAUGGAAAUGGUGUUAAAGCUUGGAUUGCUCUGUUCUCAUUCUAUUCCAGUGGCAAGGCCACCAAUGCGACAAGUGUUGCGGUAUUUGGAGGGAGAGGUUCCUAUACCAGAGUUGUCUUCACUUGGCCUGACUACAAACAUUGGUGGCCAAAUAUUUGUGCCUUCUGAAGGUUCUAGUGAUGUCUCUGUGUGGAAUAUUAAUCCUUCUUACAUGGGGAGUGAAAUGACUUUAUCAUCAUCUGUUGCAGAAUCCAUACUCUCUGGAGGCCGUUGACAAGCAAAUUAAACCCUACAAGUAGUUC
Molecule: messenger RNA, 2100 nt
Organism: Telopea speciosissima
Lineage: Eukaryota; Viridiplantae; Streptophyta; Magnoliopsida; Proteales; Proteaceae
Product: L-type lectin-domain containing receptor kinase IV.1-like
Exons: 1
Coding region: 27-2072 (681 amino acids)
Biological process (GO): protein phosphorylation
Cellular component (GO): plasma membrane
Molecular function (GO): protein kinase activity; carbohydrate binding; ATP binding
Source: RefSeq, a predicted model, not a curated record